Messenger RNA from Adineta ricciae, 1917 nucleotides. The record is from the annotation of a GenBank genome assembly. NCBI's taxonomy places the organism in Eukaryota, Metazoa, Rotifera, Eurotatoria, Adinetida, Adinetidae.
AUGAAAAUAAAAACAACAAAUGGUUUCAUAUCUUAUCUAUAUCGAAUUGACAGCAUCAUAGACAAUUAUCGAGUUUUACUUACAUCUGAUAUCAUAAACAACGUGCAAAUGACAGAGUCGAGCGUUGAUGAGGGUUCUCCACUAAUUUUCCAUACUUCGAGUAUUCCAAAUACACCAGAUCAUCGAACAGAUUUUCAACGCAAACUUUCUGUUUGGCUAAUUCUAAUCAGCGCUGGUUUAGAGCGCUUAGCCUUCUAUUCGUUAGCAGGAAAUCUUGUUCUGUUUCUUACAUCCGAUGUUAUUAAUUGGACACCGGUACACAGUGUCACUGCUUCAUUCAUAUUUCUUGGUACAAGUUACAUAUCGGCUCUUAUUUUUGCUUGGAUCAGCGACGGCAAAUUAGGUCGAGCGAAGACAAUUAUUAUCGGAUUUCUAUUGUACAUCAUUGGUUAUGCAUUCAUUUCCUUAUUUUCUGACAAUGAUCAAUAUGAAUUAUAUAGUACAUUCUGUGGUAGAAGCAAUCUGACAGUAUUGGACACAGUUGGAUUUUUUCAAGAACAAUGCAUUCCUCAGAUUCUCUCGACAUUGAUUCUCACAGCUAUCGGCGUCGGCGCAGUUCAAGCAAAUAUGGCUGUAUUCGGUGCUGAACAAGUUCGAGAACAAAGAGCAACGACACAAUACUUUGAUAAAUAUUACGCUGCAGUGAAUAUCGGUGGAUUGAUUGCUUUUGCAUUUAUUGCCUAUGGACAACAAAAUGAUAGUUAUUUCAUCGGGUAUAUCAUUCCAUUGGGUCUAUUGAUUAUUGCGUUGAUUUUGUUUCUGAUCGGUUAUCGAUUUUGCAUUCAUAUUGUACCACAUGAUUCUGUAAUUAGUAAUAUCAUUCCAGUACUGAUCAACGCUUUUCAAACGUGGAGGAAACAUCGACGAAAUGCGCAAAUCUUAACGAAUAAUCGAAGACAAAAUAGUUCAACGGUGUUAUUAGAUGAUCGUGUUGACUACAGUGAUCAAUUUUCGAUAACGACAAGCGGGCAAACAUGGUCAUUUCUAGAUUAUGCAAAAAUAUCGAACCAAGGAAAAUUUAUCGAUCGAAUCGUAGAUGAUAUCAAAUCGCUCCGACGUAUCAUUGUUGUUUUCCUUCUUCUUAUGCCCUAUUGGCUUCUAUACUUCCAAAUUGAAACAACAUUUCUUGUCCAAGGUGUGCAUAUGAAAGUAAUGAAAUUCUUUCGUACGGAUCAAGGCGAUCAUUAUAUGCCUGUCAUUUGGCUAUCGCUCGGUGAUCAAAUCAUCAUUAUUGUUGCAAUCUAUUUUCUCAACACUUUCGUUUACAAACGUCUUCGAGCAAGUGGACGUUCGAUUUCAAUACGUUUUCGAAUUACUAUUGGUAUGAUGUCAGCUGCUCUAGCAAUGUGUAUGGCAGGCACUGUGGAGAUAUUUCGUCAAAAACUUUGCGAUUCUCCACCAACGAUUGCACAAGUUAUUGGAAAAAUGAAUUAUACUGCUGCUGACAUGUCGAUAUUUUAUCAAUUUCCACAGUACAUUGGAAUUGGUCUGUCAGAAGUAUUCGCUUCAGUUGCCAGCUUAGAAUUCGCGUAUUUAGCCGCUCCACGUUCUGCUCAAUCGUUAAUUAUGAGUCUUCGAUUUUGUUCUGCUGGCCUGUCAUCGUUCUUCGGCUCGUUCUAUAUUGGUAUAUUCGUUAAAAUAAAACACGAUCUUGCCUUUGAAAACUCUUCCUGCAAAGCAACAGAUGAGCCUGAGUUAUUCUAUGUUUAUUUCUUUGUAUUGGCUGCUUUUCAAGUAUUCUUCAUACUGGUAUUUCUCGCCUGUGAUCGAAAAUUUCACAUACUGAAAGUAUCCAAACAACGAUUCAACACCAGAUUAUUUGUUGCACCGACGUCUCGAUCAUCUACUCAUUGUUGA